Molecule: messenger RNA, 5353 nt
Organism: Myiozetetes cayanensis
Lineage: Eukaryota; Metazoa; Chordata; Aves; Passeriformes; Tyrannidae
Gene: FAM199X
Product: family with sequence similarity 199, X-linked
Exons: 6
Coding region: 21-1172 (383 amino acids)
Source: RefSeq, a predicted model, not a curated record
CCGCCCCCGCGCCCGCCGCCAUGACCGAGGAGCCGUACGAGAAGUUCCUGGCCCCCGAGGAGCCGUGCCCGCUGCUCUCGCACCAGCACCCGCCGCGCGGCGGCAGCUUGAGCCUGAGCGAGGAGGGCUGCCUGGACGUCAGCGAUUUCGGCUGCCAGCUCUCGUCCUGCCACCGCACCGACCCGCUGCACCGCUUCCACUCCAACAGGUGGAACUUGACAUCCUGUGGAACGAGCGUCGCCAGCUCGGAGUGCAGUGAGGAGCUGUUCUCAUCGGUUUCAGUGGGUGAUCAGGAUGACUGUUACUCUCUGCUGGAUGACCAGGAGUUCACCUCUUUUGAUUUGUUCCCCGAGGGCAGUGUCUGCAGUGAUGUCUCUUCUUCUAUCAGCACCUACUGGGAUUGGUCAGACAGUGAGUUUGAAUGGCAGUUGCCUGGCAGUGACAUUGCUAGUGGGAGUGAUGUGCUUUCUGAUGUUAUACCUAGUAUUCCAAGCUCUCCUUGUCUGCUUCCGAAAAAGAAAAACAAGCAUAGGAAUCUCGAUGAACUUCCGUGGAGCGCGAUGACAAAUGAUGAACAGGUUGAAUAUAUUGAAUAUUUGAGUCGCAAAGUCAGUACAGAGAUGGGCCUUCGAGAGCAACUCGAUAUUAUUAAAAUUAUUGAUCCUACUGCUCAGAUCUCACCUACAGAUAGUGAAUUCAUUAUUGAAUUGAACUGUCUCACAGAUGAAAAACUGAAACAGGUGAGGAACUACAUCAAGGAGCACGGACCUCGGCAGCGGUCAGCGAGGGAGAGCUGGAAGAGGAGCAGCUACAGCUGUGCAAGUACCAGCGGUGUGAGCGGUGCCAGCGCCAGCAGCAGCAGCGCCAGCAUGGUCAGCUCAGCCAGCAGCAGCGGCUCCAGCGUCGCCAACUCCGCCUCAAACUCGAGUGCCAACAUGAGUCGAGCGCACAGCGAUAGUAACUUGUCCUCGAGUGCUGCGGAGAGAAUCCGGGAUUCAAAAAAACGUUCCAAGCAACGGAAACUCCAGCAAAAGGCCUUACGGAAGAGACAGCUGAAAGAACAGAGACAAGCUCGUAAGGAAAGACUGAGUGGAUUAUUCCUUAAUGAAGAAGUGCUGUCUUUAAAAGUGACUGAGGAGGACCAUGAAGGAGAUGUGGAUGUUUUAAUGUGACAGGGGUGAAUUUAUCAGUGUUCUUUCUAAGCCUUAACUGUAUUAUCCUUAUUGUUUACAUAUAUUUCUUGACCAAAUUUUGAUUAGUGUUAAUAAUAUAAACCAGAUCUUUUAUCAAGUGUAAUUUUGCUAAGAAGGUCUAAGUAUUGAGUAACUUCAGCUUUUUGAGACUAAUUUUGCAAUAAAGAAUUCAGAAACAUACAUGACUUCUGAAAAGCUGCUGAGUAAAUACAAUUUCAAGGAAAUCUGAACUUGGCUAAUAUGUUAACUUUACUUGCAAGAUGUAAGUCUAGGGGUGCUCUUGGAUGACACAAAGCAUGCAUUGCUAUGCUUCAGCUUCUUUGUUUUUUUACAACUUAGAGUUAGUAUUCCACUUGACUUGUUCUGUCUUCCUUUCCCAUUAUUAGGGAGAUUGUUUAGCAUGAGGAAAAAAAAAUCUUUGUAUUCUACGGGGCUUUCUUCAGUCUUGCUCUUGAAUUGUAGGAAAUCAAAGUACUGUCAUAAAUUCUUUUCUGAAAGUUGCAAUUUAACUCAAACUACACAGAAAACAAGAAACAGGACUUCUAAUGCAGGGAAUCUGUAACAAAUACUGCCUAAUGCUGUAGUUCUUAGGAAGCAACUAGAAUUAAAACAACCUCCAAGAAUUGCAGGCUUAGUCUUCAGAAGCUGCUCAAUAUCUUAGGAUUAUUGCUAAUGGUUGACCAGUACAUCCCUUCUCUUUCCAUGUAAAGGUUCCAAUAAAAAUGUCUUUAUGCAUUGAAAGGACACUAAUCUGCAACUAAGAUGUUGAGGACACUACUUACAGUAGUUAAGAACUCUACUGGAAACAGAAGUGCAAACAAGUGGCACACAACUUCAGUGUUUUUCUUCUCCAGAAGCACAUCUAAAUUAGGUACAUGUUGUUGACAGGAGAACUUUAAUGCAGCUGGAUGUUUAGCUGAGGGUAUCUUCUGUGUGGGUUGUUACACCAGGACAUGUAUCAGAAUCUCCUUUUGUUGUCUAUUGGCUUUUGAAAUUUCUCUUGGUAAGAAAAUGAGGUAAAAUUGUGGCUUUCAGGUAGGGAAGUAAAAGUAGUUUUAAGCUGUUUCCUAAUUCUGAUGAUCUUUAAGGUGAUUUUUGUCUUUAUUUUGGAACUACUUUUUACAGAACUCCUUCCCCCCGCUGAGAUAAAAAUAAUGCUUCUAAAUUUUAAUGUGAAACUUAAAAGAUUAUGAAAGUAUUUUUGAGUUCUGAAUUUAGUAAAUAGUUUUUUAUUAUCUUGAUGCUUCAUUACUUUAAUUUUGCUCUUGAAUUACGGAGUUUGGCAGUUUAGUGUGGCCACAGGUGUCUGUAAUUGCAGGAUAUAGCCCAAUCCUGCAGAAUUGGGAGACUUGUCGGCUCACUGAUUAAAAGCCAUGUAGUGUCAUUUUUAAGCUCAAGUGUUAGCUAUCCCAUAUGAGCAGUUAUUUGGCCACUAACCACGAGUGUCUGUAACAUCUCAGUAUUUCCUUGAAAGACAAAAUGUAAUUGCUGCCAAUUCAGCUAAUUUCAGGGUGCAGUGGUUAAACUCUUGCAUGGUAAUGGAUGAAUUCAUCAUGGAAUAUUUCACCAUGUGUACACUGUAGCAGUUCAGUACAACCUUUAUUUUCUGCAGUGACUUUGAAAUAUGAUUGAAUUAUUUUUUUCUGAAGAAGAAUGUACACUUAAUACUGUAGAGAAUGGAAACUCUGAAGUGAAUUGUAAGAAAGGUGCAGUAUCUCAGUGUGGUGGAGCAUGAAAGUGUGUAACUUUUUUCUGUUCCAGCAGUUCUUCAGAGUUUAAAAUGCCUCAGGUUUUGUUGAGAGAAGACCCCCUCAUUUUGAUGAGGUACAGUUGCUUUUGGUCACCUAUCUACUGGUUUCUGGAGAUCAUGAAACGAGGGAGGGUAGUAUUUCCACCUUGAUCUUAGGUUGAGCAUGUAAGUAUAAAUUAAUCCAAGUGAUUAGAUGGGUCCAGUUUCUUGUCACAUUGUAUGAAAAGGUCCUGGAUGCCACAAUAGCUGAUCGUGGUGUGUUGUCUCCAGCAGGUACUUCAAUCACUUGUGUGACAGUUAAAAUGGAAGAAGAAAGUGGAUUUCCAGGGAUUCCAUGAUAGCAAUUUAUAGCUCUGUAAUCUCAUAGACCCAGGAUGAUUAUAACAUAAGAAUACAAAACUCUGAAUGUUCUGGUAAGGAUGCAGAGUAACAUCUUACUUGCCUGGAUGUUCUUUGCCAGGUACUCAGAGAUACAGUGUUAUCUUUGAUCUCAGAGAAUCAGGCUUGAAGUAGCUGUAGGAUUCAAGGGUUCUCACAUAUUUCUACACAUUUGGGGUUUUUUCCCUUUUGUUUUCUCAUCAUCCAUAGUUCUAGUGACAUGCUCAGUUUGUGGUGGGGAAAGUUUUUGGUCGAAAUCCUGUCUUUCCCUGCUGUGUGCUCUGUGCUUACCCAGGCAGAUCCCAUCCCUGGAGGUAUUUAAGACACCUAAACGUAGCACUUAGGGGCGUGGUUCAGUGGUGGACUUGGCAGUGCUAGAUUUAGGAUUGGAGUUGAUGAUCUUAAAAGGUCUUCUCCAAUCUAAAUGAUUCUAUGAAUUUGUGUUAAAUACCCAUGGCAUUAAUCAAACAGCUGGAAUUUUAGUUAAACCUGGUCUUGCCAAUUCAAGUGUUGGCCAUUGUGGCUACAGCUGUAAAUUGCUGGGUUCAGAUGAAGAGUAACAAACUGCUAAAAUAAUACAUUCUUUUUGUUGUUUGUUUGGUGUUUUUUUUUUUUUUAAUCAAAUCUCUGCUUUUAUUCACAGAGAAAAAAAUGUCAAGCUUAAAAGUAAGAUAGAGACACACAGGAAAAAGCUCAGAGUUCCAUGAUUCCAUGGUACUGAAGCUGUGUAUGUAGGAGCUUUGUACCCACUGCCAUAUGAAUGUAAUUAAUUUACACUCUGUAAAGGUAACGGUUUGCUUCCAUGGUAACUUUUUCUCUAUAAAGGCUUAGAAGGAGCACUGAAAUUUUGAUUGCAAUAAGACUGUAAACAAUAGAGAACAUUCUUUUCUAAUAUGAUUUUAAAUACGAGGAAGAAAGCUGCCUGACAAACCUGGUUGAUUUCUGUGUGUGUAUCCAGUGUCAUCUUUUGUCUUUGUUAAGAUACCUAUUUUUCUUUAUCUGGGAAACUGAUAAAAAGGCAGUUACAGUAUGCUCAGUGUGGGGUGCUUACUUGAAAGAGCAAGAAAAGUCUUUGCAAGACUUUACUAGGGCCUAAAUUUUGGUUCUCCUGUCGUGGUUUGAAACCUGUGAAGAUCAUUCUCUAGGGGGGGAGAAAACCCCAAACCAACCUGCUUGAACUUAGGUACAUGCAUUGACAUCAGAAUGCAUUUACAAUAUAGAAACAUAAAAAAAUGGCAAUAUUUACAGUUCAUCUCUGCUGAAUGGCCUGAAGCCAUUUCUUUUCUCUUAACACUCUUUCAACUUUGAAAUCAGCUGGUGCAUUGAUCUAUAAAUAUUAAUAAACCCAACUGUUUUGGGAGCACUUACAGUUCAUUCUUAUAAGCCAGAUUUUCAUGGCAAAUGUUGUUAGAUUUAUUGGUUUAAUGUUCUUAAGCUUACUGAUCUUGCAGUUCUUGGGCAUAGAAAAGUCAACAUGCAGUUGUCCAUUUAAGGAUUGCAAAGAUAGUUUAUUAAUCUAUCAAGAGCACAUCCUAGUAAUAUUCAAAGCUUGUCUAUUUUGACUAUUAACUCUGAUGAAUCAUACUUGCAUUCUCUCUCACCUGGCUAACUUUGAAACAUUUCCAAAUGACAAAUUCUUCAGUGUAAAAAAAAUAAUUGUAAUAUUGAAGCCUUGAAUAUAGUUUAUAACCAAAGCAAGGGGAAAGUGGGGGGUCUAAUUUUUUUUUUGGUCUUUUUUAGGGGGAGAGGGGAGGGUAUACAUUAGAGUAAUGGUACUGCUUAAAUUGAGUUGUUUUUUUCCCCCCAGGUUCUCUGCUAAUUGUAUUGCUAAAAUGCACUUUUGUAUAGAAAACUGUUCUCUGUACAUUCUGUAUCUACUUUACACAAUGUUUAUAGAGAUUUUUCUGAAGUUGUGAAGGAUUUACUGAAAGCUCUGAUGCUGUUGACUUCAAGUUUUCCUUGUAUUUGAAAAUAGUUAUGUGCAUAUUAAAGUACAGGUUGGAAUUAAAAUUGAUGACAUAUAGCAAAGAUA